Messenger RNA from Puma concolor (puma), 2310 nucleotides. NCBI's taxonomy places the organism in Eukaryota, Metazoa, Chordata, Mammalia, Carnivora, Felidae. The record is from RefSeq and is a predicted model, not a curated record.
AUGUGGAAGCUGGUCCCCGUGGCGGGCCCGGCCCGAGGUGAACCAUUCAGACUGUUGACUGGUGUUGAAUACGUUGUUGGAAGGAAAAACUGUGGCAUUCUAAUUGAAGGGGAUCAGUCAAUCAGUCGAAAUCAUGCUGUGUUAACUGCUAACUUUUCAGUAACCAUGCCGGUAUUGAAAACAGAUGAAAUUCUAGUAUUGACAAUAAAAGAUAAUUCUUAGUAUGGUACCUUUGUUAAUGAGGAAAAAAUGCAGAAUGGCUUUUCCCAAGCUUUGAAGACCGGGGACAGAGUUACUUUUGGAGUGUUUGAAAGUAAAUUCAGAGUAGAAUAUGAGGCUUUGGUUGCAUGCUCUUCUUGUUUAGAUGCUUCUGGGAAAACUGCUUUAAAUCAAGCUAUAUUGCAACUUGGAGGACUUACUGUAAACAAUUGGACAGAAGAAUGUACUCAUCUUGUCAUGAUAUCAGUCAAAGUUACCAUUAAAACAAUAUGUGCACUCAUUUGUGGACGUCCGAUUGUAAAGCCAGAAUAUUUUACUGAAUUUCUUAAAGCAGUUAAGACCAAUAAACAGCCUCCACAAAUUGAAAGCUUUUACCCACCUAUUGAUGAACCAGUUAUUGGAAAUAAAAACAUUGAUCUGUCAGGACGACAGGAGAGAAAGCAAAUCUUCAAAGGGAAAACAUUUGUAUUUCUAAAUGCCAAACAGCAUAAAAAGUUAAGUUCAGCAGUUAUUUUUGGAGGAGGAGAUGCUAGGUUGAUAUCAGAAGAAAAUGAAGAAGAAGAUAGUUUCUUUUCAGCUCCUGGAAUUUGUGUUGUUGAUGUAGGAGUAACAAAUUCACAAACUCUAAUUCCUGACGCUCAGAAAACAUGGAUUCACUCAAUUAUGGAUAUGCUCCAAAGGCAGGGUCUUAGACCUAUUCCUGAAGCAGAAAUUGGAUUGGCAGUCAUUUUCAUGACUACAGAGAAUUACUGUGAUCCUCACGGCCAGCCAAGUACAGCAUUGAAGAUGACUCCAGGGCCAAGCUUUUCCCAAGGCUUGUCUGUCAAUGAAAAACUAAUGCUAAGUGCCCCAGUGAACACUACAACAUAUGUAGCUGAUACGGAAUCAGAGCAAGCAGAUACAUGGGAUUUGAGUGAAAGACCUAAAGAAAUCAAAAUCUCCAGAGUGGAACAGAAAUUCAGAAUGUCUUCACAAGAAAUAUCCGCUGCAAAGGAACCCCACAAAAUAAGCUCUAAUGAUAAUAAUACAGUAUCAAAUACUCUGGUUAGGAUGAAAAUCCCAACCUCUCAGCUUUCACCAAAUAAAUUCUCAGGUGUAAAUAAAAGUAGAGAUCGGGCUUCUCAGCAGCAGACCAACUCCAUCAAAAACUACUUUCAGCCAUCUACCAAAAAACGGGAAAGAGAUGAAGAAAAUCAAGAAAUUUUUUCACCCAAAUCAGCAAGAAUAGAAAUGUCUUGUUCUCUGUUAGAACAGACACAACCUGCUCCACCCUCAGUAUGGAAAAAUAAGGAACAGUCUCUAUUUCAGAGUGAGCUUCUGGAAAAGAAACCAGAUAACUUACUUACAGAUACAGAUUUAAAAUCCACUGUGAAAAGUUCUGCCAAUGAAUCUCUUUCUGCAGACAAACUAAGAUCAGAAAAAAGAAAAGAAAUUGAUGAUUUAGCCAUUGAAGAUGAAAUAUUGGAAGAGUUACUCAACACAAAAUCAGAGUUAGAAAUUGGAGUGAAAGUUCAAAAACAAGAGGAAGAUGUCAAUAUUAGGAAAAGGCCAAGAUUGGAUAUAGAAACAAAUGGCACUUUUAAUUAUGAUGAAGCAAUAUCAGAAAGUAACAGAAUAUCUCAAGAAAAUGAAAUUGGGAAGAAAUGUGAGUUCAAGAAAGAUACACUGUGGUCAACUAAAGAAGAACUAUCUAUCAAAGAUGAGCUUCAGGGUGAUGGUGAUAUGUUUCCAAGGAAGGUGUUACUGACUGAAUUUAGAUCACUGGUGGUUAGUAACUUUACCUCCAGAAAUACACCCUGUGUAAAUAGUGAUUAUGGUCAAUUAAAGAAUUUCAAGAAAUUCAAAAAGGUCAUAUUUCCUGGAGCAGGAAAACUUCCACACAUCAUUGGAGGAUCAGAUCUAAUAGCUCAUCAUGCUCGGAAGAAUACAGAAUUAGACGAGUGGUUAAAGCAGGAAAUGGAGGUUCAAAAUCAACAUGCAAAAGAAGAGUCACUUGCUGAUGAUCUCUUUAGAUACAAUCCUAAUGUAAGGAGGAGAAGAUAACUGAGGAUUUUAUGAAGAAGUCACAGGAAAACAUUUCCAUCAAGCAUU